Alligator sinensis (Chinese alligator) is the source of this 1762-nucleotide messenger RNA. RefSeq names its product glutathione peroxidase 3 (gene GPX3). Gene Ontology annotation, molecular function: glutathione peroxidase activity. The transcript has 5 exons. NCBI's taxonomy places the organism in Eukaryota, Metazoa, Chordata, Crocodylia, Alligatoridae. The record is from RefSeq and is a predicted model, not a curated record. Gene Ontology annotation, biological process: response to oxidative stress.
AUUUCUCCCUGUCGAGCUGGAAGGUGGCAGAGCCCGUGGUGGAAAGGACAGCGAGGGAUAACCCCAGCCACCCAGCUCCUCCGCGGGCAGGGAGAGGGGCUUGUACCCCUGCCCUGCUGCAGCUAUGGGGGGCCAGCUGCACGCCUCCUGGAUCUUCCCCUUGGUUUUGGCUGGCCUGAUUCAGCCGAACUGGGGGCAGGAGAAAGACAAGGUGAACUGCUACAGCAAUGUGGGUGGCACAGUCUAUGACUACGGGGCCCUCACCAUCGACGGGGAAGAGUACGUCCCCUUCAAGAAGUACGCGGGGAAGAUGAUCCUCUUCGUCAACGUGGCCACGUACUGAGGGCUCACCAUGCAGUACGUUGAACUGAAUGCACUACAAAGCGAACUGGGGCCCUAUGGACUCGUCAUCCUGGGCUUCCCCUCCAACCAGUUUGGGAAACAAGAACCCGGCCAGAACGCCGAGAUCCUUCCUGCCCUGAAAUACGUCCGCCCGGGGGGAGGCUUCGCCCCCAAUUUCCAGCUCUUCCAGAAGGGUGACGUGAAUGGGGAGAAGGAACAGAAGGUCUACACCUUCCUCAAGAACUCCUGCCCUCCCGUGGUGGAAAACUUUGGGGACCCCAAGAAGCUUUUCUGGGAGCCGCUGAAGAUCCACGACAUCAAGUGGAACUUCGAGAAGUUCCUGGUGGGGCCGGACGGGGUGCCGGUGAUGCGGUGGUACCACCGCGCCAACAUCGCCACGGUGAAGAACGACAUCGUGGAGUACAUGAAAGCCCAGCACCCGCUCUAGGAAGCCUGCGGGCACUUGAGAGACGGGGCGGGGUAGGCCGCCGUGCUUUAUCCAGAGCCGAAUCCCCCCAGGCUGUGCUCCUCGGCACCUGGAGCCCCCAGGAAUAUCCUUUUUCAGAUGCUUUCUGUGCCAGGGAAGGGGCUGGCAGGGCACCUGUCGACACAGCCCAGCCUGUCACGCUGCUCGGUGUGGACCGGCCCGGGCUACAGCUCCCACGACCAGUUCAGAACAGCCCUGUGCUUCCCACGACUCCAUAUUCAUUGCAGGUGCUCACUUGAGGCGGCAUCUUGUCCCCCACCCUGCUGCAGCCACCAGCCCCGUGCCCCCCACCGCUGCCCUCUCCAGCCACCCCGUUCAUCCCUUGUCCCCUCUGCAUUAUGGGUGCAUACCCAGGGACUUGUUCCCAUCUUGAGAUCCCCUCCACUAUGCCCUGUGUCACUAUUUAUUUGCUAGGACCCCCCCAAAAGGAUGACUCCCCUUUCCCCAUCUACUCUGCCAGCCUCAAUGAUGGAGCUGGCUGUUGCUGUCAGCUGGUGGCUGUGUCCUCAGUGGGGGGACAGGACCGUGCUUCAGGGCUUCUUGGAUAAGGUGCAUCGGCCCAUCCCACCCCACCCCUGCAGUGAAGCCCCCUUUAGCCUUAGGACGUGCCCGCUGGACUCUCCUCCUGCCCACCUCGGCUUGCUAGGAUGCGGGGUCUCUGCCUGUGCCAGCUUAGUGUCCUCUCACCUGUGAGUGAGAGCCAGGCCGGGCUCUGGGAGCCUGGAGGCCGCAUCACCAUGAAGGGCAGGCCCAAAGCCCCCACAGGGCGGGCCUGCCCCGAGCUGCCGGGUGCAGCACAGCUCUUCUAGUGCAUUCAAGCUGUGCUGCGGUCCCUGCAGAGAUGCGCGUCUCCCCUCUUCUCCGGGAGCCUGGCCCCCGCCCUCGCCUAGACCCGCAGCUGUAGACAUGCACAAUAAAGACUCUGCAAACACA